Molecule: messenger RNA, 2286 nt
Organism: Lathyrus oleraceus (garden pea)
Lineage: Eukaryota; Viridiplantae; Streptophyta; Magnoliopsida; Fabales; Fabaceae
Exons: 10
Coding region: 187-1929 (580 amino acids)
Cellular component (GO): Golgi apparatus; endoplasmic reticulum
Source: RefSeq, a predicted model, not a curated record
AAUUUCGUGGUGAGAGUGAGGUCAAUUCCAUCGAGUCAACUCUUUGUAACAUCCAAAUUUCCCUUUCACCUUCUUCUCCAAUUUCGUUUCUCACUUUCUUUUCCUUUCAAUCAAUUUCUCCUUCAUUUUCAUUUCGCUUUCGAUUUUGAUUUUGAUUUUCUCCAACAUUCAGAUACAGUUAUCGCCAUGGAUGAAACCUACGCUCCCUUCGACUCCGCCGAAUCUAACGGAGUAUCUCGCACCGCCGAUCACGGCUGGCAGAAGGUUACCUACGCUAAGAAACAUAAGAAGAAGGAAGCUAACGGCGUUGCCGGUUCUAACAAACUGACGUUCAACGGUAACGAUGCUGCCUUCCGGUCGCUCGAGCUGCACUCGGAGGAUCGGCGUCGGCGAAUUCUCGAGGCGCAGUCUGCGGCUGAUGCCGAUUUCGAUGACGCUCCGGUCAGAUCGAAGCAGAGGUCACGUCUCAAUGACGAUGAUUACGACGAGGAUGACGAGGAUGUGGAUCGCUUGGCGGAGAACGGGAAAGUGGAGGAGGCGAAGAAGGUGAAGAAGGAGAAGAAGCCGAAGAAGCCUAAGGUGACAGUGGCUGAGGCUGCGGCGAAGAUUGAUGCGGCUGAUCUGGAGUCUUUUCUCGUUGAUAUAUCGGCAUCCUUCGAGCAGAAGGAAGAUAUACAGAUGAUGCGGUUUGCGGAUUAUUUUGGACGUGCUUUUUCUUCCGUGAGCGCUUCUCAGUUUCCCUGGGUGAAAUUGUUCAGGGAGUCAGCUGUAGCUAAGAUUGUUGAUGUGCCACUUUCUCACAUAUCUGAAGCUGUAUACAAGACAUCAGCUGACUGGAUAAAUCAUCGAUCUCCUGAGGCACUCAGUUUCUUUCUUCUUUGGUCUCUGGAUAGUAUUCUUGCUGACUUGGGUAGCCAGCAAACAGUGACCAAGGGUUCCAAAAAGGCUGUGCAACAAGUAACUUCAAAAUCUCAGGUUGCAAUAUUUGUUGGUUUAGCAAUUGUAUUGCGCCGAAAGCCCGAUGCUCUUAUUGCUGUAUUGCCCACAUUGAGGGAGAAUACAAAAUAUCAAGGACAGGAUAAACUUCCAGUGAUUGUAUGGAUGGUUGCUCAGGCUUCAGUAGGAGAUCUCUCAGUAGGUUUGUAUGCUUGGUCGCGGAACCUCCUUCCUAUAGUUGUUAGCAAAAGUGGCAACCCGCAAUCCAGGGAUUUAGUUUUGCAGCUUGUGGAAAAAAUUUUGUCUGCCCCCAAAGCACGACCUGUUUUGGUUAAUGGUGCUGUAAGAAAAGGGGAGCGAUUAAUUCCUCCUCCAGCAUUUGAGACUUUGCUGCGUGUUACUUUCCCGUCUUCAGCUAGACUGAAGGCUACAGAAAGAUUUGAGGCCAUAUAUCCCACUCUGAGAGAGGUGGCACUUGGUGGUUCUACUGGAAGUAAAGCAAUGAAACAAGUCUCCCAGCAGAUAUUCAAUUUCGCUAUCAGAGCAGCAGGAGAAGACAAUCCCGAGUUAUCAAAAGAAGCAGCUGGUAUUUCAGUUUGGUGUUUUAGCCAAAGCACUGAAUGCUACAAGCAGUGGGAAAAAGUUUAUCUGGACAACAUUGUCGCAAGCGUUGCAGUUUUAAAGAAGCUUUCUGAUGAUUGGAAGGUGCAAGCUACAAAAUUGUCUCCUUAUGAGCCACUUAGGGAGAUCCUAAAGAAUUUUAGGCAGAAGAAUGAGAAUGCAUUGGCAUCUGAGACCGAUGCUGCUCGAUUCGUCAAGGAUGCAGAUAAAUAUUGUAAGAUACUCUCAGGAAGAGUUUCUCAAGGCCAUGGAGGCAAGGCUUGUUUGACCUUUGUUGUUCUUGCUUUGGCUGUCGGUGCUGCUGUUUUGUACCCCAACAUGGAAUCUGUGGAUUUCAAUAAACUCUCUGUACUUUUCAACUCCCAGUUCUGAGCACUAGGAGAAUAUUCUGCACUACUGGCAGUUGGUUGCAUCAAAUAGCGAUUUUCUCUUCAGCUCACAUCAUCCACAAUGAGUACAGCAAACAAUUGCUUCGUAAUAAAGUGCAUAAUGCCGGAGGUUGUACACUUAGCUCAAAACCUGUUCAGAUGUUACAGAAUAGUUGAGGUCAAUGCUACUUUGAGGUUUACUUUAGUUUGACCAUUUUAUAAUUUAUUGUGUUUUUGCUUGUUGAGUCUUAAAAUUUCAGUGUCUUAUGCCUUUUCAUCACAAUGCUGGCAAAAUGCCAAUGAGGCAACUACACCUGUAUUAUGAAGUUAAUUUAGUUGAAUCAGAGGAGUUUUGAUGGUA